This is a messenger RNA of Endocarpon pusillum Z07020, 1314 nucleotides long. RefSeq lists its product as uncharacterized. Gene Ontology annotation, cellular component: precatalytic spliceosome; U1 snRNP; U2-type prespliceosome. Gene Ontology annotation, molecular function: mRNA binding; U1 snRNA binding. The transcript is spliced from 3 exons. NCBI's taxonomy places the organism in Eukaryota, Fungi, Ascomycota, Eurotiomycetes, Verrucariales, Verrucariaceae. The coding region runs from base 1 to 1314 and encodes 437 amino acids. The record is from RefSeq and is a predicted model, not a curated record. Gene Ontology annotation, biological process: mRNA splicing, via spliceosome.
AUGACGGACAAACUUCCUCACCAGCUCCUGCAGCUCUUCCAACCCCGACCACCUCUUCGCUACAUUCCUCCUCAAGACCCUGCGCCCGAAGACAGGGCCUCCGGUGGAUCUAAAAUCGGCGGUAUCGCUGACUUUCUACCCGCUCUCGCCACCUAUGCCGCGACGGACGAGUACCAUCCGACCGAGUCAUGGCUGCAGAGAAAGGACAGGCUCAAACGCGAGAAGAUGGAGAGACUAGAAGAAAUGAAGAAAGAAGGUUUCGAGGGCUACAAGCCCGAAGAGGAUCCGCAGAUACGAGGAGAUGCUUUCAAGACACUGUUUGUGGGCAGGUUGAGCUACGAGGCUAAGGAGUCAGAUCUGGAGCGGGAGUUUGGGCGAUUCGGUCCCAUUGAGAGGAUCCGCAUCGUCAAGGACGAGAAUCAGAAGAACCCGAAGAAGCAACACAGAGGCUACGCGUUUAUUGUCUACGAACGAGAAAAGGAUAUGAAGGGUACUGCCAUCCCCUUCUUACCUCUACUAUACUCGUUAGCUGCCUACAAGGAAACCGAUCGAGUUCGCAUUAAAGACCGCCCAGUCCUGGUUGAUGUCGAACGCGGCCGUACCGUCAAAGGCUGGAAACCUCGUCGCUUUGGUGGUGGUCUUGGAGGACGCGGAUACACAAGACAACAAGCCGUUCGACCAGGUGGAUUUGGCGGUCCGCCCGGUCCUGGCUUCCAGGCUGGUGGCUUCCGAGGAGGGUUCGCCGGCCGAGGAGGUGGAGGAGGAGGAGGAUUCCGAGGUGGCUUCCGCGGCGAUAGAGGUGGUGGGUUCGCUGACCGAGGUGGAGGGUUCAGCGAUCGAGGCUUUGGUAGCAGAGGUGGUAUUGGAUAUCAAGGUGCUGGUGGAUUCGGAAGCCGAGGUGGGUAUGCCAAUGGUGCUCCUCCGCUCAAUGCGCCCAGUGGUCCAGGUGGUGGUGGUGGUGGCGGCCGUGGCGGUUAUGGCGGUUAUACAAAUGGGGCUGGCGCAGCUGAUAACAGCGAUCGUGGCCGUAACGGUUAUGGUGAUCGUGAUGGAUACCGCGGAGGCGGUUCGGCCCAAGGUACCAGAUAUGACAGCCGUGAUCCACGAGGAGGUAUAACUGGAAGCAACCGAGAACCAGUUGUCGCUCGGGACCGUGGCUAUGGUGGUGACCGCGACCGUGACAGGGACCGAGAGCGAGAGCGAGGCGACCGGGACAGGUAUGGCAGCGGCAGGCGAGACGACGACUUCGGAUCCAGAAAACGAUACCACGAUGGCGAUGGCUAUGAAGACCCAAGAAUCAAAAGAAGGUAUUAA